This is a messenger RNA of Toxotes jaculatrix (banded archerfish), 1638 nucleotides long. RefSeq names its product enteropeptidase-like. Gene Ontology annotation, biological process: proteolysis. The transcript has 12 exons. NCBI's taxonomy places the organism in Eukaryota, Metazoa, Chordata, Actinopteri, Toxotidae. The record is from RefSeq and is a predicted model, not a curated record. Gene Ontology annotation, molecular function: serine-type endopeptidase activity. The coding region runs from base 1 to 1587 and encodes 528 amino acids.
AUGUUGGGUAUGGCACCUCUUCUUCUUUUGCUGUGGGUCGGUGUCACAGUGAGCACAGAGGUGGAUCUGCAGAAGAGAAUCAUCGGAGGUCAACAGUGUGGACCAGAUGAGCGUCACUACCAUGUCAGGCUGAAUUCAACUAAUACAACACAUGAGAGCAUGUGUGGUGGCUCUCUGAUCAGUGACCAGUGGAUUCUGACUGCAGCUCACUGCUGGGAACCAGGAUGGACUAUGUAUGCAGAGUUAAAUGUGCAUCCUGACCCAGACCGUAGACAAGAGGUGGAAAUCAGAGCAGCACCUGUGAUCUUUACGGACAAUGCGGGGGGACAUGACAUCAUGCUACUGAAGCUGCCUAACAGAGUUCCGUUCCAACUUGUUCCCUUGCCUGACUGUAAUAAUCCUCCCAAUAUUGGUGCUAUGGUGCAAAUCGCAGGUUACGCUUCUAGAAUAAUGGGCCCAAAUAAUGAAAGACAACCUGGUAGAUCAAAUACUCUCCAGUGUGCAAACAUUGAAGUGGUCGAUUGUCAAGGGCUCGGAAACGGGUUCCCGCACAACCAUCCAAGAGACCAUGGGAGACCCAGACAUCAGCAGUGGUUCUGUGGCCAAACUCCUGGAGUGGACGUAUGUUACGGGGAUUCUGGUGGAGGAGUGGUGUACAAGAGGAGGAUUUACGGUGUCAUUUCAUUCACUGGUAAUGGUACCCACGCCUGUGUUAGAGCAGCUGGAUUUGUGAACGUCUGCCAUGAGCCAUACCUUCAGUGGAUCCAAAAUAUUAUUAUAACGAUGGCUCAUCUUAAACCUCUUCUCUUUGUGCUGUGGAUCGGUGUCACAGUGAGCACAGAGGUGGAUCUGCAGAAGAGAAUCAUCGGAGGUCGACAGUGUGAACCAAAUGAGCGUCACUACCAUGUGAAAUUGUUGGCAAAGAAUCGUAACAACAAAUGGUCCCUCUGUGGCGGCUCUCUGAUCAGUGACCAGUGGAUUCUGAGUGCAGCUCACUGCUGGGAACCAGGAAGGGAAACGUAUGUGGUUUUGGGUGUGCAUCCAGGUCCAGGUGUGAAGGUGGAAAUCAAAGAAGAACCUGUGAUUUAUACAGAAAAAGACAGGAACAACAACAUGAAGACCCAUGACAUCAUGCUAAUCAAGCUACAGAACCCAUACACUGGUGCUCAGCCUGUACGUCUUCCUAAAUGUCAGACGUGCCUGAAAUGCCUUGAGGAGCCUAAAAAAGGAAGACAAAUUCAAGUUGCAGGUUUCGGAAUGAAUGCUGUAGACAAGAAUAAUCAACGAUUGAAGAGCACUCCAAAAACUCUCCAGUGUGCCUAUAUGCCUGUUGUUGGUUGCCGGACAGUUAAAGAUUCACUGGCAUGGAAUAAACCAGACAUACCAUAUAAAAACUGGCUCUGUGUCAAAGCUGAAGCACAGGACAUAUGUCCAGGUGACUCUGGUGGAGGAGCAGUGUACAACAACAUGAUUUAUGGUAUCAUCACAGGUGGUCAUGCCACACAUGCCUGUGUGGAACCAUCUCAUAUCUUGAGAGUCUGCGCAUACAUGAAAUGGAUUGAAGAUACAACCGGCAUCAAACCCUGAACUUCUUUCUGAACAUUUAUAAUAAACAAUCCAUGAGAUUCUGAUGCUUCA